CUCUCUCCUCUGUGUGUUAUAGUUCUCGUUUCCUCUCAGGUCACCUCGGAGGAGGAUGUGUCCGGCGCUCUCUCUCUGGCCCGGGAGCGGUUCGGUCGGUUGGACCUGCUGUGAGCUGUGCUGGCAUCGCGGUCGCAGUGAAGACCUUCAACCACAAGAAGGGACAACCGCACAGCCUGGAAGACUUCCAGAGAGUCAUCAACGUGAACAUCGCCGGCACCUUCAAUGUGAUCCGGCUGGCAGCCGGGGAGAUGGGCAGGAACGAGCCAGACCACGACGGGCACAGAGGGGUGGUGAUCAACACAGCCAGCGUAGCAGCCUUCGAUGGGCAGGUUGGCCAGGCUGCCUACUCUGCAUCGAAGGGGGGCAUUGUGGGAAUGACUCUGCCCAUCGCCCGUGACCUCGCCCCCAUGGGGAUCAGGGUCGUUACCAUAGCGCCAGGUCUGUUUGCCACCCCCCUGCUGGCUGGCCUCCCUGAGAAGGUGCGCACGUUCCUGGCCAGGCAGGUCCCGUUCCCGAGCCGGCUGGGAGACCCCUCGGAAUACGCACACCUGGUGCAGAGCAUCGUGGAAAACCCCAUGAUCAACGGAGAGGUGAUCCGACUGGACGGAGCCAUCCGCAUGCAGCCCUGAGACGCCAGCAACACGCGAAGAGGAGGAGAGGGGGGAGAGGAAGGAGAGGAGAGGGGGAGGAGAGAGGGAGAGGAGGAGAGGGGGGAGAGAGAGGGAGAGGGAGAGGAGGAGAGGAGAGGGAUAGGGGAGAGGGAUGAAGAGGAGGAGAGAGAGGGGAGGAGAGGGGGAGAGGAGAGGGAUGAAGAGGAGGAGAGAGGGGAGAGGGGGGGGAGAGAGAGGGAGAGGAGAGGAGAGGGAGAGAGAGAUAGAGGGAGCGACCCGGUGCAUUCAGCUGAGUAAAAGGCGGGGGGGGGGCAGUUAUAGUUUUUAAUUAGAGAAUUGUUUGGUGAAAUUCCUAUUCUAAUUACAAUGCUGUUUUUCUCACUCCGCUACAGAAUGUAUUUCUCUGGUUACUCACCUGAAUGCAUCGUGUGUUUUCUUUUUUUUUUCUUCUGAAAUUUGACGAAGGAAGGAAGGAAGGAGGGUUAGGGUUUGGGUGUAAAACAGCGAGGGUAAUUAUUAUUACAAUGAUGAUAAUUAUCAAAGUAAUUAAUAAAAAAACAAAGUGAAAUUUAAUAAAGAAUGGUUUUUAAAAAUC
Acipenser ruthenus (sterlet) is the source of this 1209-nucleotide messenger RNA. It is a transcript of the gene hsd17b10, whose product is annotated as hydroxysteroid (17-beta) dehydrogenase 10. Gene Ontology annotation, molecular function: estradiol 17-beta-dehydrogenase [NAD(P)+] activity. NCBI's taxonomy places the organism in Eukaryota, Metazoa, Chordata, Actinopteri, Acipenseriformes, Acipenseridae. The record is from RefSeq and is a predicted model, not a curated record. Gene Ontology annotation, cellular component: mitochondrion. The coding region runs from base 252 to 632 and encodes 126 amino acids. Gene Ontology annotation, biological process: fatty acid metabolic process; estrogen metabolic process; androgen metabolic process. The transcript is spliced from 4 exons.